GAAAUCGGUCCCCGCUUCUAUAAAAUAUAUGGUUCAAAAGCUCUUAAUUCUGGACGGAGGAAUUAGCGGUGGUGAGCGCGCAUCUCGGACGGAGAAAACAGGGAUCUUUGUAUCUUCUCAGAAGGAUAGUCAACAGAAGGAAAAAAAAGCAACCAUGCCGUUCGGAAACACCCACAACCAGCUGAAGAUGAAGUACACCUCGGAGCAGGAGUACCCGGACCUCAGCAAGCAUAAUAAUCACAUGGCCAAAAUCUUGACCCCCGCGAUGUAUGAGCGCCUGCGUGACAAGCAAACGCCCAGCGGCUUCACGCUGGAUGAUAUCAUCCAAACCGGGGUCGAUAACCCAGGCCACCCCUUCAUUAUGACGGUUGGGUGUGUGGCAGGCGACGAGGAAAGUUAUGAAGUAUUUAAGGAGCUACUGGACCCCAUCAUUCAGGACAGACAUGGGGGGUACAAGCCUACAGAUAAACACAAGACUGACUUGAACCCAGAAAACCUGAAGGGAGGGGACGAUCUGGAUCCCAACUAUGUCCUGAGCUCCCGAGUGCGAACUGGCCGUAGCGUCCGUGGAUUCUGUCUGCCCCCCCACUGCAGUCGUGGAGAGAGACGUGCUGUGGAGAAGCUAUCUAUUGACGCACUAAGUUCUUUGCAGGGUGACCUGAAAGGAAAAUACUUUGCACUGAAGAACAUGACUGAGGAAGAGCAGCAGCAGCUAAUUGAUGACCAUUUCCUGUUUGACAAGCCAGUCUCUCCCUUGCUGCUGGCCUCUGGCAUGGCCCGGGAUUGGCCUGAUGCCAGAGGGAUUUGGCACAAUGACAAGAAGACCUUCCUGGUCUGGGUGAAUGAGGAGGACCACCUGCGGGUGAUCUCCAUGCAGAAAGGUGGCAAUAUGAGGGAGGUCUUCAACCGGUUUUGCACUGGCCUCACCAAGAUCGAAGCCUUGUUCAAACAGAAGGGCCAUGAAUUCAUGUGGAAUCAACACUUGGGCUACGUCCUGACCUGCCCCUCUAACCUGGGCACUGGCUUGCGUGGGGGUGUUCAUGUCAAGCUGCCCAACCUCAGCAAGCACGACAAGUUUGGCGAGAUCCUUAAGAGACUACGGCUUCAGAAACGUGGCACAGGUGGUGUAGACACGGCAGCUGUGGGUGGAGUUUUUGACAUUUCCAAUGCUGACCGACUUGGCUUCUCUGAAGUGGAGCUGGUGCAGAUGGUAGUCGAUGGUGUCAAGCUACUGGUGGAGAUGGAGAAGCGGCUAGAGAAGGGCCAGUCAAUCAAUGACCUCAUGCCAGCCCAGAAGUAAACAUUGCCUACAUAAGUCUCCACCCUAAAGUCCCCUGAAAAACAUUAGGAAUACACCAACUAAAUGUUACUGCUACAAUAUUAGACUGGUUUAUCAUGUAUGAUCAUGUAUGUAGGUCUGUUCUUUGGAAAUGCUCAAAUGGCCUACAACCUGAAAAUAAAUUAAUUUGCACUCUGA
Messenger RNA from Brienomyrus brachyistius, 1477 nucleotides. It is a transcript of the gene ckba, whose product is annotated as creatine kinase, brain a. Gene Ontology annotation, biological process: phosphocreatine biosynthetic process. Gene Ontology annotation, molecular function: creatine kinase activity. The record is from RefSeq and is a predicted model, not a curated record. The transcript is spliced from 8 exons. Lineage: Eukaryota; Metazoa; Chordata; Actinopteri; Osteoglossiformes; Mormyridae. Bases 29 to 1300 code for a protein of 423 amino acids.